AAUAUAGACUUUUAACAAAAAAGCUUUCUCGGGUUUUCGUAAAGAAAAUGUCAACAGACUCCCCUCCCAAAACUGUGGCUUAUUUCCUUGAUCCAGAUGUUGGAAACUUUCAUUAUGGGCCAGGGCAUCCCAUGAAGCCACAUCGCAUUGCUCUCACACACUGCCUAGUCUUGCAUUAUAACCUCCAUGAGAAAAUGGAAAUAUACAGACCCUACAGAGCCUCGGCACAUGAUAUGUGUAGAUUUCAUUCGGAGGAAUACAUUGAUUUCCUACAAAGGGUGGCACCAAACAAUGUCAGCAAUUUUCAAAAACAACUCAGCAUGUUCAAUGUCGGGGAUGACUGUCCAGUGUUUGAAGGCCUGUAUGAUUUUUGCUCCAUGUACACUGGGGCAUCGUUAGAGGGUGCAGUCAAACUGAACAACAAACAUUGUGACAUAGCUGUUAAUUGGUCCGGAGGACUUCAUCAUGCCAAAAAGUUUGAGGCCUCUGGUUUCUGUUAUGUGAAUGACAUUGUCAUUGCAAUAUUAGAGCUUCUAAAGUACCAUCCUCGUGUUCUGUAUAUUGACAUUGAUAUUCACCAUGGAGAUGGAGUACAGGAAGCCUUCUACCUGACAGACCGAGUCAUGACAGUAUCAUUUCAUAAAUACGGAAAUUACUUCUUCCCUGGCACAGGUGAUAUGUAUGAGAUUGGAGCAGAGAGUGGUAGACAUUACUCUGUUAAUGUGCCAUUGAAGGAGGGGAUAGAUGACCAAACAUACAUUCAGUUGUUCCAGCAAGUAAUUAAAUCUGUAAUGGACUUCUAUCAGCCUACCUGUGUUGUCUUGCAAUGUGGAGCUGACUCCCUGGGUAGUGAUCGGUUAGGCUGUUUCAACUUGAGUAUUAAAGGCCAUGGUGAAUGUGUAAGAAUUGUGAAGGAGUUCAACAUCCCCAUGCUGGUCCUGGGAGGAGGGGGUUACACCAAGAGAAAUGUGGCUCGGUGCUGGACCCACGAGACUGCAGUGUUACUAAACGAGGAACUGAAUAAUGAAAUUCCAUAUAAUGAUUAUAUUCAGUAUUUUGCCCCUGAUUUCACUCUUCAUCCUGAUGUAUCAAUAAAACAAGAGAAUCUCAACACAAAACAGUAUCUGGACAAUGUGAAGAUAACAGUAAAUGAACACCUAAGGAACUUGAUCAACUCUCCGAGUGUCCAGAUGCAGGACAUCCCUCCGGAUCUCCUCAGUCUUGAGAACACAGAGGAACACGAUCCAGAUAUCCGGAAUCACCAGGAUCAGACAGACAAAAGAAUCGAAGCUAAUAAUGAAUAUUUUGAUGGAGACCAGGACAACGACAAAGAUGGCUUCCUGGAUGUCUGACAAACCGUUGAUAUCUGAGAGACGUCAGAUAUCUAGAGACACUAAGGCAGCAGGAAGAAUCUAGAUGUAGAUCACAUGUCAUCUGCCAACAAAUACUGACAGGCAAUUGAAAGGAACAGAUUGCAGUGAAAUGUUGGUUUUAUUGUUGUGAACGGUUGGGUGUGUCAUGGAUGAAUUUAAGACUAAAGUCUUGUCCGAGAAUUCUCUAAGGAAUGAAAGGACCAUUGAUCGGAGAUGCAACUUUUUGUCACAAAGAAUACUAGUAAAUUAAUUUAUCAUAUGUGAAACUGUUAGCAGUAAAUCAUGUCAUCAUGUUCAUACAUGUAUUAUUUUUAUGUGCACUUAUAUAUAUUGUCAUAAUUGUCUUGAAUAUGAUGUAAGAUUUUUAUUUUGUUGUACUUGUCUUAUUGAAGCAAUUUUUAUGUUGCAAAAGAGAUUUAAAUUUUUAUGGAAUUGUUAUGGAUCAGGUCAUAAAUCAGUUGAUUCAGUUCAAGUACAUGUAAUAAAUGUC
Messenger RNA from Saccostrea cuccullata (small rock oyster), 1863 nucleotides. RefSeq names its product histone deacetylase 3-like. The record is from RefSeq and is a predicted model, not a curated record. Gene Ontology annotation, cellular component: nucleus. The transcript has 13 exons. Lineage: Eukaryota; Metazoa; Mollusca; Bivalvia; Ostreida; Ostreidae. Gene Ontology annotation, molecular function: histone deacetylase activity. The coding region runs from base 48 to 1352 and encodes 434 amino acids.